Messenger RNA from Cotesia congregata, 2615 nucleotides. NCBI's taxonomy places the organism in Eukaryota, Metazoa, Arthropoda, Insecta, Hymenoptera, Braconidae. The record is from the annotation of a GenBank genome assembly.
GAGUAAUGUUGUUAUUUAUUUUCAAUAAAUAAAAAAAUUUAUUAAGUUCGACCUAGUUUAUUGGUUGUCAGUAGCAUUAGUCUUGGAAAGUUUACCCGGUUUUAUUUCAUUCCUGGAAGCCAAAAGAGAAACUAAAAACACGGGUUGUAUGUCUAUAUGUACGCAGUAGGGGUGUACAAGUUAGAAUCUAAAAUUAAUGGGACGAAAAAAUCGUUAAAACAAGCACCCCUUUCACGGUGAGUAACAAACGUCGACUAAAGCUCAAAUGUUUUAGUAAUUUACAACCGAUGGUACCCAUUCAACAAUGAUAAUUGUAAUUGCUCAAUCGCGUUUUAAUUUUACUCUCUUUUUUCCCGAUUUUCCAAAUAAAAGGUAAUUUUUAGAUAAGAAUAUAUAUAUAUUUUUUUAACAUUGCUAAACAACUUCAAGUUUAAGUGUAAUAAAUAAAAAUAAUCAGACAGCCAUAUCGUGAACAAUUAUCCGCGAACGCUAUCGCGGGCAAUUAGUUUUAUGAGAUAUAACCUGACGUAAAUGGGAAACAACAAAGAAAUUAGUAACAAACAAGUAACGGUAAUGGCGAAAGCUUGGAUAAAUUCUUCAAUAAUACUUAUUUAUUUAAUUAAUUGGUGUGAUAAUGGGAGUUUUGGUCUUCCGGCAAGUCCACAAGUCAUAACACCGCUUGGAAAAAUAACAGGAAUGCAAAUGGUCUCACGUCGCGGCAGGAAUAUCAAUGCAUUUUUGGGAAUUCCAUUUGCUCAACCGCCCAUCGGGCCUCUUCGAUUCAAAAAUCCAGAACCAGUUAAGCCGUGGAUUGGAAACUUAAUGGCAAUUAAUGAAGUCCCGGUUUGUGGUCAGCGAGAUGAGUAUGAAAAUUUCCUCAUGGGUCAGGAGGACUGUCUAUAUUUAAAUGUUUAUUCACCAAAUAUAAAUCAGGAGGAAAAUUUACUGCCAACGAUGGUUUAUAUACACGGAGGUGCUUUUCAAAGAGGAGACGCUAAGCCGGAAUCUCUCGGGCCAAAUUAUUUACUGGAUAAAGAUAUAGUAUUAAUAACAGUUCAGUACCGACUGGGUGUUACCGGAUUUCUGAGUACGGGUGACGCAAGUGCACCAGGCAACUUUGGAUUAAAGGAUCAAGCUCUUGCAUUAAAGUGGGUACAAAAAAACAUUAAAUAUUUUGGCGGGAGCUCAGAUAAUGUUACACUAUUUGGACAGAGCGCAGGUAGUGUCAGUGUCAAUUAUCAAGCUCUUUCAAAAACUACUAAAGGAUUAUUCCAUCGAUAUAUCACCCAAAGUGGUAGUUCACUUUGUCCAUGGUCUUUCGCAAACUCAACUAGUUACAAGAGUUACGCUUACAAACUUGGAGCGAUAUUUGAGUGCCCAAAUACAACUUCCCAAGAACUAAUAGAAUGUUUAAGGCAGGUUCCUUACUAUAGUUUAUUUACUGAUGAUAUAUUUGGAGGUAUACAACAACUUGCGUUGGUUACUUGGGUACCCACAGUUGAGCCAGACAUCGAAGGUGCAUUUAUAACCGAACAUCCUCUUCAAAUAAUUCUCAGUGACAAAAUUCAAGACCUUCCCAACAUCAGCGGGGCUGUUAAAAAUGAAGGAUUAGUUCUUACCACAGUUUUAUACGCUAAUGAAACGUUGUACCAUGAAAAAGUCGGCGACGUAAACGAAUUAUUACACUUUGUGACUAGCUCUUACGUCACUGGUGGCGAUGCAGAUAAACUAGCUAAUAAUUUGUUUAAUUUUUAUUUUGAUGGUAUUGAUCUCGAUGAUAAAAAUCAGGUUCUUCAAAAGCUGACAGAUUUAAUUGGUGAUAUUUCAUUUCUGUUUCCGGAAAUGCUGCAACUUCAACUUGUGAGCAACCGAAUGAAGCAGCCCUCGUAUUUUUACACCUUUGAGUAUCGAGGAACUUUUAGUAAAACUUCACUGUUGUUGGAAAAUAAUGACAACAUAGGGGUCAUUCAUGCUGAUGAGCUUAUUUAUUUGUUCCCUUUCACUCCUGAGUAUUUUCGGCUACCGGAUCUCGAGAUGAGUCAAGAAGACGAAAAAAUGAUUGACAUUCUUGUCGAUUUGUGGACAAGCUUUGCAAUUUAUGGAGAGCCAAGGACAAAUUUUAAUGGAGAUAAAAGUAUGUGGAAACCUUAUUCAGAUAAUUUUUUCCACUUACAAAUAGGCUCUGAAAACGAACCGGUUUUACUGAAGAAUCAUCAUUUCUUGGAUGGUCGUAUGCAUUUCUGGGCGAUGGAAAUAUUAAAAAUUUUACUUUUCUGACCUGGUCAUUUAUCAAAUAUCAAAUGUUAUUAAUUGUCCAGGGUUAAUUUGUUAGAAAUUUUCACUGAUUUAUCAGAUUUUUUAUUAAAAACUACGCAAAAAAAAAAAACGCUUUUUCUUUCAUCAAUCAUUCAUUUAAUUAAGUGAUUAAACGGAGCACUCCAUUCGAUUUAAAUAAUGUAUCAAAUGGAUGGUUCUUCAAAAUAUUCAAGAAAUAAAGUUUAGUUUCUGAAACAAUAAAUUAAAAUGAGUUUGCAGAACUAAAAGUGGCCAUAAAAGUUUUAAUUUUAUAAAAUUUAAACUUUUGACGGUCGACAAUGAUUUAAUUAUUUAUUUAU